Messenger RNA from Epinephelus moara (kelp grouper), 4173 nucleotides. It is a transcript of the gene runx2b, whose product is annotated as RUNX family transcription factor 2b. The transcript is spliced from 7 exons. Lineage: Eukaryota; Metazoa; Chordata; Actinopteri; Perciformes; Serranidae. Gene Ontology annotation, cellular component: nucleus. Gene Ontology annotation, biological process: regulation of cell differentiation; hemopoiesis; neuron differentiation. Bases 52 to 1443 code for a protein of 463 amino acids. Gene Ontology annotation, molecular function: DNA-binding transcription factor activity, RNA polymerase II-specific; ATP binding; RNA polymerase II cis-regulatory region sequence-specific DNA binding. The record is from RefSeq and is a predicted model, not a curated record.
ACGGAAACCACAGAGGAACAAAAGUGGGGCUUGCUGCAACCAGAGGCAGCUAUGGCAUCUAACAGCCUUUUCAGCACAGUGACACCAUGUCAACAAAACUUCUUCUGGGAUCCCAGCGCCAGUCGGAGGUUCAGUCCGCCGUCCAAUAGCCUCCAGCCGGUCCCAGGGAAGAUGAACGAUGUGAGCUCCCCAGCCGGGCAGCCGGACGCAGCGGCGGCGGUGCCAAGACUGCGUCCCCACGAAAACCGCAGCAUGGCCGAGAUCAUCGCGGACCACCCGGCCGAGCUGGUCCGGACCGACAGCCCCAACUUUCUGUGCUCGGUCCUGCCCUCCCACUGGCGGUGCAACAAGACGCUGCCUGUCGCCUUCAAGGUGGUUGCCCUGGGAGACAUACCUGAUGGGACCGUUGUCACAGUAAUGGCAGGCAAUGAUGAGAACUACUCCGCCGAGCUGCGGAACGCCUCAGGUGUGAUGAAGAACCAAGUCGCUCGCUUCAACGACCUUCGCUUCGUGGGCCGCAGUGGCCGAGGCAAGAGCUUCACACUGACAAUCACAGUAUUCACCAACCCACCACAAGUGGCCACUUACCACCGAGCCAUAAAGGUCACCGUGGACGGACCGCGUGAGCCCAGGAGACAUCGUCAGAAACUGGAGGACCCUCCCAAGACUGGUCUCUUCUCAGACCGCCUUAGUGAGCUGGAGAGGAUGAGGGUGAGGGUGGCUGUUCCAACUCAAGGCCCCCGGCCAACUCUCAACACAGGGGCCAACUCCUUCAACCCACAGGGGCAGACACAGAUAACAGACCCUCGUCAGUCCCAGUCCUCUCCUCCUUGGUCGUAUGAACAGACGUACCCGUCCUACCUGAGUCCAAUGGCGUCCCCCUCAGUCCACUCCACCACCCCCCUCUCCUCCAGCCGAGGCACGGGCCUGCCUGCCAUCAGUGACGUGCCUAGACGAUUGCCAGGUACCUCUGACCUGAGCCCAUUCCCCGGUCAGUUCGAGCGUCAGUUCCCGGGCCUCUCCUCCCUCACUGAGAGCCGUUUCUCCAGCCCUCGGAUGCACUACCCGGCCACCUUCACCUACACCCCGCCCGUCACCUCGGCCAUGUCGCUGGGCAGCGCCCACUACCACACCUACCUUCCCCCUCCAUACCCGGGCUCCACCCAGAGUCAGAGCGGACCCUUCCAGACCAGCAGCACGCCCUAUCUCUACUACGGCGCUUCCUCCGGCUCGUACCAGUUCUCCAUGGUUCCCGGCGGGGAUCGCUCGCCAUCCAGGAUGAUCCCGCCUUGCACUAGCGCCUCCACGGGCACCUCCCUGGUGAACCCCAACCUGCCCAGCCAGACGGAGGGAGGGGUGGACGGCGACGGGAGCCACAGUAACUCCCCGACUGUCCUCAACCCUGGAGGCCGCAUGGAUGAAGCUGUCUGGAGGCCAUAUUGAAGAAAACCAAGGGGGCGGAGAUAAGAAGUCAACUGAUGUCAUGGUUUGAAAGCACAAAACCUUUUUUUAUUGAAAAGGGGAUUUUUGAGCUCUCAUCAGCUAUCUCUUCAUUUUGCUCGGAAAUUAAGGUUGAGAUAAAAAACAAAAACAGACCAGACUUGUAUGGACUCGUCUUCCUGGAAUGUGUUUUGACCAAGGCACUACAAAGGGAGUCAUUCUCACAGCAAUAAUGAGAAAGACAAUUUUGGUUUACUAGGCCCAAGUGGAUGAGACUUUAUUUCAGUUUUAUUAUAAUCCACAAGCUUCAAGGGAUGCUUCAACAAUAUUUGUAAAAGACUGCCUCUUUUGUAUAGUGUUUGUAUUUCAAUAAGGCUUUUUGCAGAGCAUGUUUUUGUACUACGACAAUAUCAAGAUGCAAGUUAGGCACUGAGUAGCAAGUGAUGAGAGUAACACAUAUGUUACCUUAAGUGGUAUGGACAGUAAAUUUGCUUUAAACCAAUUAAUUUAACUUGUAUAUUGUGGGUGAAACGUUGGUGUAGAUUGAGGCGUUUUCUUAGUUUUAACUUAUAAAGCCAUAAAUUAUGUAUUGUAUUUGAAACUUGAGUCAAAGAAGUGUAAUCUGAAUAUUUUUGAUGCAUCUAUAUGACUAAGUUAAAAUGAUUUUUUCUUUUUUGAUAGGUAAUUUAAGAGAGUGAGAGGUUUAAUUGUUUUUGUCGUACCCAAAGAUUUAAAUCGUUUCGAAUAUGAAAUGUAAUUUCCAAAGAGUAUUGCAACAUGUUUCUUCUGGUGUAACUUUCAGUUUAACUGCUCCACGCGUUAAGAGCCCAACAUCCUCGCUAGGCGUUGACACACAUUUGGCUUGGUAUUAAACCUUUGGUAUUUAUUGAGCAAUAACUUGUAUUGUGCCUCUUGGCAACAUACCAUGAAAGAGAGCUUCAAUGGGGAAAAAUAAUUAUCCGUCGGGGAAAUUCUGCUUGAUUUCUUUAGUUUGUCUCGUCUGACAUGCUCACAGAUACAUGUGUAUCCUCUCGUCCAAAUAAGAAAUGGUACAUUUAUACACGAACUGACAUGUAGCCCAAAGAUGAUUUUUGGCAGUGCCACGCCUUGUGGUGCACGCCACAGCAGCAGGUCAGACUUUUAAGGUUCAGUUACUUUAUGAUACAUGAACUCCUCAAGACUGGAAUAAUCCCUGGAUGAUCUCAAGUCUCACAGAUUUGCGUAUUUUCAUUUUCAUAUCCAGUCCGGCUGUCGAGAUUAUAGAGAAACAUGCCAAGUCUAUCACAGCUUUCAUAUCAUGUGCAAAAGAUGGCUUUGAAAAAGUUUGUCUUAGUGUGUGACACACACGGGUACUGUCUUUGUUUGUUUCUUUGCUUCUUUCUCUUUCGGUCUCUGAGACUGAAAAGGAUAUAUCACAGUUAAAGACAAAAGAGAGACUGUGACAUUCCUUCAGACUUUUAUUUAUUUUCCUUUGUUUUUAAAUUUGCUUUUGUUGGAAUGGUUUACCGAACAGAUCUGUGUCGUCCUCGCAUACCGGUGUCACAAUCUCAAACCAUUCUGUGGCUCCAGUAUGACGGGAGGUCUGAUAUUUUCCAAUUUGAAAUUACUAUGUGAGAUUUAAAAAGAGAAGUGUUGGCGUUGGAGGAAAAAAAGUGCAAAAACCGAGGUGAUUGGACGCAGCUGCUGGCAGCAAACUGGUAACCAAAAAAUAUGGGAGACUUGUGUAUGUUUGUUUCAUAAAGCACUUAUUUCUUGUUUUAUUUCUAGCAGCACUUGCGGCAGGCUGCCAGCAGGGCUCGUGGUUUUGGUCCUCAGUGCAGAUAUAACACCACUGGAGUCACACACACACACAUAUACACACUCAGAAUGGAUAACACUUGGCCAAACAAGCCAUUUACAUUGGAGUUGAAUCUGAUCUCUCAAGGCAGUUGGUAUUUGUUAAAAAAAAAAAAGCAUUUCUCUUGCUUUCAUACAAUAUGAUAUUCAGUGCAUGUAGGUAAUAUAAUAACCCAAUUUGAAAAAGCUGAGAAAAACACGAGCCUGUCCAAGGAUCAGGCUUCAAGCUUUUCAUUGAAGGUUUGCACGCAGUGCCUCUUUCCCUGUCUCUGCAGAGGAUGUUCUGAACUCACUUAAUGGAAUUGAACAUGUCACAGUACAUUUCCCCGACUGCCCCGGCCCAAACGAAAAGUCUUUUUGCUGUUAUAGUGUAACGUAAGAAACCAAAUAAAAACCUUUUAGAUUGUUGUAAUUUUACAGCUUUUUUCCAACUACGACUUUGUCCAGUGUCUCCAUAGUAACGAUGCACAUCUGUGGGAAUUUUUUUUUUUUUUCAUCCGCUUCUUUCUUUCCAAACUGAACAGGAAAUGGUCUUUUAAAAACUGUUUACACAUCAAUGCAGCACUGACAUCCCAUUUUGUCCUCAUCUGCUUUUGUUUGUGUUGUUCAUCCUCCUUUCUUUGCUUCGGUUAAAUGUUGCGUCAUCACAAAGCCUUGUAUUAUUUAAUGAUCAACAUGUAUGAUAUCCAGGAACCAUUACUUUACCCUGCUCUUAUGUAAAGUUUACUUGUUAUGUCUUUUGUUGUGCUUCUUCUCUCAUGAACACUUGUCAGGAAACUGAAACUAAUGGAGACUCUGUUAGGAUUUGCUGGUACGUUUCAUAAAGAUCAUCAAGUGAGUUGUUUUUUUGUUGUUGUUUUUUUAAAGGGACAAACAGACCUGACAACAGUGAGUGAA